Eucalyptus grandis is the source of this 1271-nucleotide messenger RNA. RefSeq names its product phosphatidylinositol/phosphatidylcholine transfer protein SFH11. The record is from RefSeq and is a predicted model, not a curated record. The transcript has 11 exons. NCBI's taxonomy places the organism in Eukaryota, Viridiplantae, Streptophyta, Magnoliopsida, Myrtales, Myrtaceae. The annotation marks the transcript as partial.
UUUGUUCGUCUUUUGCAAGGGACUGAUCUGUUUGAGAUAUUGCAGGAGUUCAAGUUUGAAGAGUACUCGGAGGUAAAGAAGUGUUAUCCUCAUGGAUAUCAUGGCGUUGAUAAAUGUGGUAGGCCGAUAUAUAUCGAGAGGCUUGGCAUGGUGGACCUGAAUUCUCUGCUGCAAGGGACUACAGUAGAACGGUUAGUUAGAUAUCACGUAUCAGAACAAGAGAAGACACAAAAUCUGAGGUACCCCGCAUGUUCGAUUGCAGCGAAGAGGCAUGUAGCGUCUACAACAAGUAUUUUAGACGUUAAGGGAGUGGGGAUGUCGAAUUUCUCAAAGCCCGCGAGGUAUCUCUUCAUGGAGAUUCAGAAAAUCGACAGUAAUUACUACCCAGAGACGUUGCACAAGCUCUUCAUUGUCAAUGCUGGAUCGGGGUUCAAGAUGCUGUGGAAAGCCCUCAAGGCUUUUCUUGAUGCACGUACAUUGGCUAAGAUCACAGUGCUGGGAGACGACUAUCUCAACGUUCUCGUCGAAGUUAUCGAUCCUGUAAACUUGCCGAGUUUUCUGGGUGGAAAUUGCACUUGCGCUGACUAUGGUGGUUGCUUGUUUAGUGACAAAGGACCGUGGCAUAAUCCAGAGAUUGUAGAGAUGCUUCAGGAAUUUUCAUCUGAAGGAGAAGAAAACACCGAUGAGAUCCAAGGUGUAGAUCCCGAAGAUGACUCGGUUCCUAUAUCUAGAGAAUCUCAGGAGGAUGCCGGAACAACACACACGAACGGAGCGUUCUUGCAGAAGAUCCGAGCUCUGGAAGAUGUCCUAGGGGACACCAAGACGAAAAUCCAAGCACUGGAAGCUGCACUCGAGCAUACUAAGAUGGUUCUACAUGGACUUUUACAAGAAAUAGAUCUAAUAAAGACUUGAAGAAACCGGCAAGUUUAUUAAUACAAAUUUCGCAGUGGGCCGGUACCUCAAGGGAUUGGCUUCAGAAGCCAUUUCUGCGUGCACCAACGUUCUUCUCUUGGGGGAUCCUGAUGCAGCUGUGUUCUUGGAUGGCUAUGUUGUUCGGUCCUCACCUCUUCAACUAAAAGCUGCCCAAGUUUCAAGCCCAGCAAAAGCCAUUUCAAAUUCCUGCAAACUUGGAGAGAGGGGAAGCUACGGAGAAAGAACAGAAUUCCAGAAAGCUUCCGCCGCGACGAAAGCUUAAGCUGAAACCUCUUGCCUUAUGAUUUUUCUUUUGAAAUCACUUUUGGAAUCAGAGGAGAAUCAACUCCAUUGCGUGA